AUGUCCAGUCCUAGUAUCCAGGUUUUCACAGGAGGGGAUCGAUUUGCAACUAUCACGCCCGAUGAUCAUGGGGGAAUCCUCUGGGUUGCUUCUACUGUUUGCGCAAUCUACGUACUCCUCUGCCUGGGGCUGCGCAUGUACGUUAAGCGAGAGUUUUACGGUCUUGACGACCUACUAGCUCUUUUAGCCACGGUUGUCGCUGAAGCUCAAUAUAUUGCUAUUUUCUUCGGGCUAUCCGACGGAUUAGGGAGAAAUGAUGCCAACUUCAGCACUUUCCAAAUUGAGAAGAUUGGGAGGUCAAUACUUUUCAGCGAGGUCUUCUUUCUUCUCGGAUUGCUCCUUGCGAAAGUGUCGGUUAUUCUGUUAAUACGCCGCCUGUUCAGCCCUGAUAUGCGACCACAUAUUGUCGCCUGUGAUACAACUUUAGUUGUCAUACGGUGGCAGGCAAUUGGGGCCCUCGACGCCUUCACCGAGUUCCUUAUUUUUGGAAUGGCCGUAUUAGUCGUUUGGCGCGUUCAAAUGAAGCAUUCACGGAAGGCCCGUGUAGUGAUGGCCUUCAUACCCAGACUCCCGGUGAUUGUAUUUGCAGUUCUCCAUAUUCAACGCACUAUGGACUUUACCACCAAACCAAAACCCAGCGUUAGCAUCGUGGCGCCCUUGGUCUAUCAACAAAUCGAGCUGUGUUAUUCUCUUAUAUCAUGCACCAUCCCUAACCUUGGGGGAUACCUACUCAAAUUCAAUACUGGGAUGGGCAUCACCCUCGGAUAUGUAUCGGAGCCAUACGGCUCGUCCAGAGAGGCUGGAGGUUCUGAGAGUUUGCAACUAUCGUCUCUAAAGAGUAACUUGAAAAAUGACAGGGCUCAGGCCAGAGUUCCCAGCCAGCAAAGUAAGUAUGGCUUCCUUCGACCGGAGCAGUAUGAAUACCGAGCCUACGUCCGAAGCACUAUUAACAGCCUAGAGGUUAACUCUGUUGAAAAUGAGAUCGACGACCGAUCGGUCAGCUCUGAUGGUGAGCGGCCAGUGCAGAGCAUACACAGCCAUGACAUGAUCAUACGGAGGGAUAUCCGGUACAGUGUUCAACGUGAGUAA
Molecule: messenger RNA, 1089 nt
Organism: Arthroderma uncinatum
Lineage: Eukaryota; Fungi; Ascomycota; Eurotiomycetes; Onygenales; Arthrodermataceae
Exons: 4
Coding region: 1-1089 (362 amino acids)
Source: RefSeq, a predicted model, not a curated record